CCCACCCGAGCGCCCGCGCCAGGUAGCGCCGCCCGGUCCCGUGGCCGGGCCCGGGGGCGCGGGGCGGCGGGGUGCGGUGCCCGGGGCAGCGAUGACCGCGCAGCGCGCCCCGCGGGCCCGACCCUGAGCCCCGCCGUCCUCAAGUCCCGCCGAGGUCCGCGCUGGCCGAGAUGGCGCCGCGCCCCGCGCUGCUGCUCUUCCUGCCGCCGCUGCUGCUGGGGGCCCUCCCGCAGGCCGUCGCCGCGCGAGGCCCCCCAAGGAUGGCGGACAAGGUGGUCCCACGGCAGGUGGCCCGGCUGGGCCGCACUGUACGGCUGCUGUGCCCUGUGGAGGGGGACCCGCCACCACUGACCAUGUGGACCAAGGAUGGCCGCACAAUCCACGGCGGCUGGAGCCGCUUCCGUGUGCUGCCCCAGGGGCUGAAGGUGAAGGAGGUCGAGCGGGAGGACGCAGGCGCCUAUGUGUGCAAGGCCACCAAUGGCUUUGGCAGCCUCAGCGUCAACUACACUCUCAUCGUGAUGGAUGAUACCAGCCCAGGAAGGGAGAGCCCAGGCCAGGACGGGUCCUCAGGGGGCCAGGAGGACCCAGCCAGCAGGCGGUGGGCACGGCCCCGCUUCACGCAGCCGUCCAAGAUGAGACGCCGGGUGAUUGCCCGGCCUGUGGGCAGCUCCGUGCGGCUCAAAUGCGUGGCCAGCGGGCACCCACGCCCUGACAUCAUGUGGAUGAAGGAUGACCAGGCCUUGGCGCGCCCAGAAGCCAGUGAGCACAGGAAGAAGUGGACGCUGAGCCUGAAGAAUCUGCGCCCUGAGGACAGUGGCAAGUACACGUGCCGUGUGUCUAACCGCGUGGGCGCCAUCAAUGCCACCUACAAGGUGGACGUGAUCCAGCGGACACGCUCCAAACCUGUCCUCACGGGCACGCACCCGGUGAACACGACGGUGGACUUUGGGGGCACGACGUCCUUCCAGUGUAAAGUGCGCAGUGACGUGAAGCCAGUGAUCCAGUGGCUGAAGCGAGUGGAGUAUGGCGCUGAGGGCCGCUACAACUCCACCAUCGACGUGGGUGGCCAGAAGUUCGUGGUGCUGCCCACGGGUGAUGUGUGGUCCCGGCCAGACGGCUCCUACCUCAACAAGCUGCUCAUCCCCCGUGCCCGCCAGGACGAUGCGGGCAUGUACAUUUGCCUGGGCGCCAACACCAUGGGCUACAGCUUCCGCAGCGCCUUCCUCACGGUGCUGCCAGACCCAAAGCCACCGGGGCCACCUGUGGCUGCUUCGUCCUCGACCACUAGCCUUCCAUGGCCCGUGGCCAUCGGCAUCCCGGCUGGUGCCGUCUUCAUCCUGGGCACUGUGCUCCUGUGGCUCUGCCAGGCGAAGAAGAAGCCAUGUGCGCCUGCGUCUGCCCCUGCCAUGCCCGCACACCGCCUGCCUGCCACAGCCCGCGACCGCGGUGGGGACAAGGACCCGCCCGCACCAGCUGCCCUCGGCACCGCCCCUGCUGUGGGUCUUUGCGAGGAGCUUGGGCCCCCGGCAGCCCCCCAGCACCUUCUGAGCCCAGGCUCGCCUGCUGGCCCCAAGCUUUACCCCAGACUCUACACAGAUGUGCACACACACACGCACACACACACGCACACACACUCACACGUGGAGGGCAAGGCCCACCAGCACCAGCAUCCCCAUUGCCAGUGCUAGGCCGCUGUGGGCUGCGUGGGGCGGGGGCUGGGCCCAGGCGGGAGGUAGGGCCCACGAGGCGCACAUCGGACAUGCGUGCGCAGUCAUGCACACAGACACACAGACAUGCCACAGGUGUGCGUGUGCAGUUAUACACACGGACGUGCUCAGACUGAGCGGCCUUAGGAGGGCCUGUGUUAGUGGCCACGUAGCCGUGGCUGGUUGAUGAAGGAAUUGCCUGGCCUGGAGAGGGUUUCACGGGGACCGUGGUCACACCCCAGCCUGGCCUGGCGGGUUGUCUGGGAGGCACCCUGGCGCUGUGGACCCUGACCUUCCCACCCUGCCCUGCCCUGCGAGGACCCUGCUCAGGCCACCCACUGUCUGGGGGGGUCCGCUGGCAGCCUGGGCCAGGGUGCCAGAUGUAGAAGUCCCAGACCUCUCCCUGAGGGGCUGGAACUUGGCUGGGGGUGACCCCUGCCCCAUGUGGCUUCCCACUGCCAGGGAGAAGGGGCCCUUGAUAUUUAUAUUUGAGAAAUUAAGGUAAUAAUGAUGGAAUGGGGGCUGGGCCACAGAGACCUGGCCCCUCCUCGGGCUCAGGACCUACUGGCCUUGUGGCCAUGCUGAUGUCCACCUUGGGGCCAGGUACCCAUCACUCCACUGUCCAUGGUGGCCCCAGACCUCUAAUUUUAUACAGAGUUUGAGCUGAAGCUUCCUAUAUUUAAUUUAUUUUGUUAAACAAGAAAAUGUGCAUCCUUUUCCUCUAA
Messenger RNA from Manis javanica (Malayan pangolin), 2431 nucleotides. It is a transcript of the gene FGFRL1, whose product is annotated as fibroblast growth factor receptor like 1. Gene Ontology annotation, cellular component: plasma membrane. NCBI's taxonomy places the organism in Eukaryota, Metazoa, Chordata, Mammalia, Pholidota, Manidae. The record is from RefSeq and is a predicted model, not a curated record. Gene Ontology annotation, molecular function: fibroblast growth factor receptor activity; fibroblast growth factor binding.